CCGCGCCUCGCUCGGGGCGUUGCGGCCAACGGGAGGGAACGGCUGAGGAGUGAGGUCGCCUCCUCACUCCUGCAAAAUGUAGGGUCACAGGCGGCCCCCGAAAGAGCCGAGGGCUGGUCCCACUCAACGCGCUGUGGCCCGAGUUCAAGUCUUAAGUUUAAGACUUAAUCUUGGAGCCUGAGAGGAGUCCAGGCUGAUCUCCACGUUGCCUUCAACCGGAGUCGGGAGUACACAGACGGUAUGUUGAAGGAAAGCAGCCCGAAGCAGCAAGUGCAGUGACUGCAACACAGAAGUAUCCUUUCAAGUCCCUGAAGAAAUCCCCAAAGAAAGAAUCCUAUGACAUUUUUUCACAAGCAGAAGCCAGCAAGGUUUCAGACAUCAGCUGCUAUGCAAACAGGCUGAGUGCACCAUUAAUGACUGAAUGGGCUCCUCUGAGAAGGCUUGUCCUCACACCAUGACUGCUGACGAGUCAGAAGCUGGAGAGUUAGCUCUGGAGCCUCUCCUCACUUGCAAGCUAUGUCUCUGUGAAUAUUCCCUGGAUAAGAUGACCACUCUUCAGGAAUGCAGCUGCAUCUUUUGUACAGCGUGUCUAAAACAGUACAUGGAGCUGGCAAUUCAAGAAGGUUGUGGUUCCCCUAUCACAUGUCCAGACAUGGUAUGCUUGAACCAUGGGACCCUACAAGAAGCAGAGAUUGCCUGUUUGGUUCCUGUUGACCAGUUUGAGUUAUACAAGAGGUUGAAGUUUGAAAGAGAAGUCCACUUGGACCCCCAGAGAACAUGGUGCCCCACAGCCGACUGCCAAACAGUGUGCCACGUUGCACUGAGCGAGUCGGGAGCACCGGUGCCAGUGGAGUGCCCCGCCUGCCACCUGACCUUCUGCUCCUCUUGCAAGGAGCCGUGGCACGGGCAGCACCUGUGCCAGGAAAACCAAACUACUCCAGUACCUACCGAGCAGGGAUUCCUUAUUGGAGCAGAGACAGAGGCGCCAAUUAAGCAGUGCCCAGUUUGUCGAAUUUAUAUUGAGCGAAACGAGGGCUGUGCUCAGAUGAUGUGCAAAAACUGCAAGCACACGUUUUGCUGGUAUUGUCUACAGAACUUGGAUAAUGAUAUUUUCUUACGACAUUACGACAGAGGCCCUUGCAGAAACAAGCUGGGCCACUCACGGGCUUCAGUGAUGUGGAACAGAACACAGGUUGUGGGGAUCCUCGUUGGACUAGGUAUCAUAGCAUUGGUGACCUCGCCAUUGCUGCUUGUGGCAUCUCCAUGCAUCAUCUGUUGCAUUUGCAAAUCUUGCCGGAGCAAAAAGAAAAAACACAGCCUGCCGACAACCUAAAACUCUUUGUCUUUUUGAGUCUCCAUCUGUACAACAUAUACAUGUGAGAAAGCACAAUGGUUGUGUUUGGGUGCCAUUCCUACCAAAUAAUGCUCCUUUUUUUUUGCCA
Messenger RNA from Cyanistes caeruleus (blue tit), 1442 nucleotides. RefSeq names its product ring finger protein 144B (gene RNF144B). The record is from RefSeq and is a predicted model, not a curated record. Gene Ontology annotation, molecular function: ubiquitin-protein transferase activity; zinc ion binding. Lineage: Eukaryota; Metazoa; Chordata; Aves; Passeriformes; Paridae. Gene Ontology annotation, biological process: protein ubiquitination.